This is a messenger RNA of Ipomoea triloba (trilobed morning glory), 510 nucleotides long. RefSeq lists its product as uncharacterized. Bases 1 to 510 code for a protein of 169 amino acids. The transcript has a single exon. The record is from RefSeq and is a predicted model, not a curated record. Gene Ontology annotation, molecular function: nucleic acid binding; RNA-DNA hybrid ribonuclease activity. Lineage: Eukaryota; Viridiplantae; Streptophyta; Magnoliopsida; Solanales; Convolvulaceae.
AUGAGUAGUGAGGGCACUACUGAAGGCCGAAUGGAGUGCUGGCAGACUCCCCCUCCUAGUUUUUACAAACUGAACAUAGAUGUUGCAAUGGAUGACCGACGUAGAUGUAUGGGUUUGGGAUGGGUUAUUCGUGAUGAACUCGGCACGGUUGUAGGGGUUCUCAUGUCCCGGAUUAAUGGGCUAUAUACGGUCAAAGAGGUAGAAGGUAUGGGUGCUCGGGAGGCCCUAAGUUGGAUCAAGCAAAAGGGAUGGUCGCGAGUGAUUCUGGAAAUGGAUGCUAAAGUGGUGACUCAAGCUGUCUACAAUGGAGAGAUUCUAACCCCUUUCGGGACCAUUGUUCAAGAAAUCCUUGAUCUUUUAAAUGCUUUACCUUAUGUUAAAUUUACUUUUGUUAAGCGUAGUAGUAAUGAGUUUGCUCAUGUUAUUGCUAAAAGAGCUCUUUGUAAUGAUGGUUGGGAGCGGGUUGAGUACCUGGACUCUUUGCCUCGUUUUCUUUCCUCGUUGGUUUAA